Messenger RNA from Podospora anserina S mat+, 459 nucleotides. RefSeq lists its product as uncharacterized. NCBI's taxonomy places the organism in Eukaryota, Fungi, Ascomycota, Sordariomycetes, Sordariales, Podosporaceae. Bases 1 to 459 code for a protein of 152 amino acids. The record is from RefSeq and is a predicted model, not a curated record. The transcript has a single exon.
AUGCUCUCAGACUACGAAUUCUUCCUCUCCUGCGACCCCGUCCUCGAUUCCUUCAAACCCCUCCCACCAAAUCCCUCUCCUGACCUUCCCUCAAGUAUCACGUCCCAAAUCCGAACUGAUACCCACCAACAACGGGGUAUCUCCUACACCGUCAUCGACAUUGUACACACCACAAUCUGGGACUCCAAAGUCGUCAGCACGUACGAGUUCACCGACAUUACCAAUGGGGUCUUUGUUCGAAUCAAGUCACCGAUGGGGAUAGUCAUGGAUACAGUAUGGCAAGUUAGGGAGAAGCAAGAUAAGAAAGGGGAGUGGGAGCUGGUGGAGGACUUGGAGAUAAGGUGUAACCGGCUGUUGGUGGGUGUGGUGAAGGGGCAGUGUGAGGAGGGGUGGGGGAAGAUUCAUGGGAAGAUGAUUAAGAGGUUGGAAGAGGAUAUCAACAAGGCAGGUGGGAAGUGA